Messenger RNA from Xenopus tropicalis (tropical clawed frog), 800 nucleotides. Its product is annotated as cleavage stimulation factor subunit 3-like. NCBI's taxonomy places the organism in Eukaryota, Metazoa, Chordata, Amphibia, Anura, Pipidae. Gene Ontology annotation, biological process: RNA processing; mRNA 3'-end processing. Gene Ontology annotation, cellular component: nucleus. The record is from RefSeq and is a predicted model, not a curated record. The transcript has 3 exons. Bases 7 to 417 code for a protein of 136 amino acids.
AGGACAAUGACACCAAUAAGAGUAUUACUUGAACUAGUUUUAACAUCAGGAAGUUUGCCUCCCGAAAAAUCAGGUGAGAUUUGGGCACGUUUCCUGGCCUUGGAAAGCAACAUUGGAGAUUUAGCUAGUAUACUGAAAGUGGGAAAAAGGAGACACACAGCAUUCAAGGAGGGGUAUGAAGGGAAGGAGACGGCACUCCUUGUGGAUAGAUACACAUUUAUGGACCUGUACCCCUCCUCCACAAGUGAACUGAAAGCUUUGGGAUACAAGGAUGUACCGAGAGCCAAACUGGCAGCACUAAUCCCAGACCCUGUGGUAGCUCCAUCCAUAGCCCCUUCGCUGAAAGACGAUGUUGAAAACCAGAGUAUCCCAAACCUGACACGUCCCAGAGGAUCCCUUUCCAGCCGCGACAUUUAGCUCAUAAGCCUUUUUACAGCAAACUGAUUGCUUCAACCAGGAAAAUCUUUUGAGCACUUUUAUUUGCUGAUUGUAACUAGUUGCUUCUUUUUCUACUAAUCCAUUCCUGGGGGUGCCGUGCCUCUAUGCGCACCAUGUUAUCUGCCUGGGAGUGCUGCACAUUUGCCCGCUGCCAUUGGUCACUUUAGUAAUCGCACUCCCGUUUCCUUUUUAUAGGGCUGCAUAUAAAUAACCUGCAGAUAUAUUCCUGUGACUUAAGGAAAAUGUCCUUUACUCCUAAAUGUGCAUGAAAACCAAAGGCGACUGCAUAAUUUCAAGAGCUGAUAGUGUUGGCUUGCAGAACAGCCGCAUGUAAUAACCACCAAAAACAAUAUUUUUCUGUU